Racocetra persica is the source of this 389-nucleotide messenger RNA. The record is from the annotation of a GenBank genome assembly. Lineage: Eukaryota; Fungi; Glomeromycota; Glomeromycetes; Diversisporales; Gigasporaceae.
AGAAGAGUUGACUCCUAAGUUCUAUUGCCUGACUUGUGCUGCUGUUAAGUAUAAGGAAAUAGGAAUAGAAUUAAAUAACUUUUCCUCUGAAACUAUUUUAGGAUAUGGAGGAAUAGGAAUAUCCGGUUCAAUGGGAAGAAAAGCAAAAUUAACCAUUGGUUACGAUGGACUGGAUCUGCCUUGUCAAGGUUGUUAUGAGUUAGAUCCCCAAAUAACUAAUUACCAAGCUAUUCACUUAAUAGUUUCUGAAAAAAAUAAGGAAGGGGUUUAUCCCAAUCCUUUCUUUUAUUGUGGUGGUUGUGUUUAUUCUGUCUUAGAGGAAAUGAAAAUAGAAGCAUUUAAUAUUGGCUUACCACGGGAAAAAAAUAGGAAGAUUUAUAAAUUAACGA